This is a messenger RNA of Ictalurus furcatus (blue catfish), 3311 nucleotides long. Its product is annotated as gastrula zinc finger protein XlCGF49.1-like. Gene Ontology annotation, biological process: regulation of transcription by RNA polymerase II. Lineage: Eukaryota; Metazoa; Chordata; Actinopteri; Siluriformes; Ictaluridae. The record is from RefSeq and is a predicted model, not a curated record. Gene Ontology annotation, molecular function: RNA polymerase II cis-regulatory region sequence-specific DNA binding; DNA-binding transcription factor activity. The transcript has a single exon. The coding region runs from base 2434 to 3117 and encodes 227 amino acids.
UGUUUUGCUUUUUUUCCCAGCAGAAAUUAACAAAUAUUUUUUUCCUGAUUUUAUUAUGGCUGUAAUGUUUAACUGGAUUCCUUUCACCAGUGGAGAUGUUUAUUGUAUACUGUGUGUGUGUGGAGGAGGGGGCGGGGCAACAGCACAAUGCAAAAAAUCAUGCAGAUACAGGUCAAGAGCUUCAGUUAAUGUUCACAUCAAAAAUCAGACUGAGGAAAAAUGUGAUCUCUUUGACUUCAACCAUGGUUGUUGGUGCCAGAUGGGCUGGAUUGAGUAUUUCAGGUGAUUUGUUUUCCCUAGUGUUCAAUGUGCUCAACACAAUGUAUUAACUAUUAACCAAUUACAUUGCUGCCUACGUCACUUCCGCAAGCCGCUAGGUUUCUUUCACGAGCAAGAUUGUGCUCUUUUUCAUCUGUGGACAUUUUGGAUGCGUCCAAGUCAGGUAAUUCAUUUUUAUUUUAUAUGAAUGUCAGAAUUAAUAUGUAUUUGAUAUUACUCUCAAAAUGUCUCUUGUUAAGUUUUGUUUUUUUGAGAAAUUGCUGACGGAUGAGGUGCAUUGCGAGUAUAGAUGCAUUUGUAGGCGGUAAACUGCUUCACAGAUGGUAUUUCUCCACAAAACUUUUUGAGGUAAUUUAUGUCACGUUUUUGAGCUAACUUUUUUUUUUUAGGGAGUAUUGUGUUCUGUUUUUGUGUGUGUGAUUUGUGAAUAAAAUAAUCCAGUUACAUGCUGCCUAUGUCACUUCUCAAGCCGUUAAAUUUCUCUCGAGCAAAUCCGUGCCUCAUUUUGGUCUCUGAGCAUCUGAUGCUAAUCAGACCGAUUGGUUCAGCUGCAGCAGAUUCUUGUGAACGUGUUUGACAUGCGGUGCAUAAUGUAGGUGUGUGUUUAAAAUAUGUGUAUUGGAAGUGUACAUUCGUUUGAAUGCAUCAAAAAUAUUAAUAAGUUUUAAAAUAAGCCGGAAAUUCUUGUCGGCGUUGGCUUACUGAGCGAUUUGGUUAAAUGAAGAGUCGGUUCAACUGAUUCAGUUCAUUCAUUCAUUCAAACCAUCGAAUAAGGGUAAGCGGCUUUUGUAAUGAUUCCUUAAAUGAACCGAUUCAGAAUCCUCUUCUUGAAUCGUUUGAGUCGUUCUCACUCGUUCAGUCGGUCAGGGUUGCACGUGUUGGUUGAUGGUUCUGCAUGUGUAACCAGCACGUGUUCACAGACCGGAAAUCCCGACCCAGUUGUAGACACUGGCGAGAAAUUUGAUACUAAAGUAAGUAUUUUAUCUUUUCUGGGUCUAAAGAGAGCUGAAGUAUUGCUGUUCCAAUAGAUCUAACAUUUGGGUUCAGAACACAUUCAUUGACACGGUGGAAUUGCAUGGAAUACUUUGAUUUGGCCUUUAUCUGCUGUUUGGACUGAAAGUUCUGGCACCCAUUCAUUUGCGUUUUCUGGACCUAUGUUUGUGUUCCUAUGAAGACAAAGGCAUACAAAUCAUGGAUGUGUUUACCUGGGGUAAAUUAUCAGUAAAUUUAAAUUUUUGGGUGAACGAACACACUGAUCUUCUGAUCAUAAUUACACAUUGGUUUGUGUGCUUCAGCAAUGUUUUAUUGGUCAACUUGUGUACAAGGCUUAUACUGUGUGUUUGUAGACAAUACAUGUACUGAGCCUUUGAAGUGUGAUAAUGGUGUGUUUUAUGUUAAUUUGAUACUUUUCUCAUUUUGGAUACAGUUUUAUUUAUUUAAUGUAGUAAUAUUGAGUACAUCUAACUUAAAUGCUAGUUGAGCCAACUUGGAUUGCAGUUAAAUAAAGAAGUGGAGACGACUUAACUUUUCCUAACUACAUUUUAUAAGUUACAAUUACUUUUUUAUUUAAGUGAACUUUUCUGUUGAAGUUCACAAAACUAAAAAAAACCAAUGGAAAAAGGCCACUUGAUGUAUUAAGAUGAGUCAGCAAAUUUUUUUUUUACAGUGUGUAAACUGUCCUGUGGUAUCUGUCAUUAGUGUUUUUUGUAUUACUCGGUGUCUCGUUUAUAUCCAGCACUGUAUGUGUAAGUGUGCACUGUAGGGUCGCUAUAAACCAGCAACAAAUUCCUUGUGUACUCAAGCAUACUUGGCCAGUAACGCUUAUUCUGAUUCUGAAAGCUCAGGUUUGGUUAGGCCGUGGAAAAAAGAAGACAUUCGGGCAGCUCUGAAAACCUUCUGUCAAUCUGUUUGUCCCCUCAGGAGGGGGAGACGAGACAUUACACAAGCUCAGCUAAGUGAGUGUGGGGGAGUGUUGACCGUGUUGAUAUUGUUGAGCAAUGGAAUUAGCAGUUUUAGAAACUCCUUAACCCAUGGUAUUGAUGCAUCUCUAACGAUAAUAAUACAUAGAAAAAUUAAACAGUUCUUCAUGGGGCAUUGGGAUAAUGUUGCUUAUUAUUGACUUCCAUCUUUUCCUCCCUAGAGACACAGAAGAACAUGGUGUCCACAAGAGCCUCCAGUAGGAGGAAGAGAUGUUCUCACCAGAGCAGUUUACAAAGACACCAGCGCAUUCAUACUGGAGAAAAACCGUAUCAGUGUUCACAGUGUGGAACGAGUUUCACACGGAAAUAUACUCUCCAGCAACACCAGCGCAUUCACACGGGAGAAAAGCCUUAUCAGUGCUCACAUUGUGGAACGAGUUUCAAGCAGAAAACUCAUCUCCAAACUCACCAGCGCAUUCACACAGGAAAAAAGCCUUAUCAGUGCUCACAUUGUGGAACGAGUUUCAAGCAGAAAGCUCAUCUCCAACAACACCUGCGCAUUCACACAGCAGAAAAACUGUAUCAGUGUCCACAGUGUGGAACGAGUUUCAGGUUGAAACAUCAUCUCCAGGAACACCAGCGCAUUCACACUGGAGAGAAACCAUUUAUCUGUGUGCAGUGUGGGGUGAAAUUUUCUCACAGGUCUACUCUUAAAACACAUCAACGUAUUCACACAGGAGAGACGCCGUAUUUUUGCUCACACUGUGGAAAGAUUUUUAAUCGAGAGAAUAAUCUCCGACGACACCAGCGCGUUCACACAGGAGAGACACCAUUUAUCUGUGUACAGUGUGGGGCAAAAUAUACUAACAAGCGUUCUCUCAAAAGACACGAACACAUCCAUGCAGGAGAGAAGCCGUAACACUGCUCCAUGAAGACAUGCUGUGUUAAGGUUGGACUGCAACGUCCAACCUAGUGAUAUGCUAAAAAUUUUAGUGAUAAUUCAAAUGUUGAAUGCAGUUAUUUUAUUUGAUUUAUUAUAAAAUGUGCUCUUUGUAAAUAGUUGUAUAAAUAAACUGUUGUUGUUUUAGUGUUGAAUCUACUUAUUCUAUUAUU